UGUCAGACAACGCAGUCUGAGAAAUAAAAACAUCACCAGCGAUUAAAUGAGAAAUGAAUUGAACAUUUCUCUGAAAUGUUCCUGAAUAUAAGAACACGGAUAUCAUAUUCAUUUCAUAUUCAGUCUCAGCCAUGUUUUGGAUGUUUUCUUGUCAUUUUGGUUUAUAACACAGAGGCAGGAUGUUUAAAAGCAUGUUUAAAUCAGGCUGUUUAGUGCGAACUGCACAUGUUAUUCUCACCUGGUUCACAACUUUAAUUCUGUUUCUCCAUAGCACAGAUGUUCGGAAGUGUCAGGAGAGAGGAGAGCUUUUACAGCCUGUGAUGUUCACAUCUAUAGUUCUGCUCUCAGUACUGCUGCACUUCACCGUGUCACUGAUGGAUCCUGGAUUUGUUCUGUCUGACAAGGACACAAAGGAGACCUCAGUGGAUAAUAAUGAAGAAUUGGAAAAGAUGAUUCCUCAAGAGGAAAGUGGGAUAAAGCAGCGACGAUGUGGCUACUGUUAUUUACUGCAACCAAUGAGGGCAAAGCACUGUAGGAUAUGCAAGUGCUGUGUGAGGCGUUUUGACCAUCAUUGCCCCUGGAUAGACAACUGUGUUGGGGAAAGAAACCACAGAUGGUUCCUGUUGUAUCUGUGUGUGCAGUUCAUUGCUGUAUUCUGGGGACUACAGGCUGCAUGGUCUGGCAUCGUCUCUGCGCCCACCUGGCAGCAGUGGUUCACUCAGAAUAUCUUCCUGCUCGGGGCGCUUACAGUGACCGCUGUGUUUACUGUGGUCAUGGUACUCCUGCUGUGUAUUCACCUGUACCUGGCCUCCGUCAACAUCACCACCUGGGAGUUCAUGUCACGGCAUCGAAUCCCAUACCUCAAACACUGUGACUCAGAGGAGAACCCCUUCGACCGAGGUGUGAUCUGCAACCUGUGGAACUUCUUCUGCAUCUGUGGAACUGUAGCGUGGGAGAGAAUCUAUAUCAGACACACUAAUGAGACUGUAUGACUGAUUCUGCUUUAUUAAAGGCCACUAGAGAACUUUGAUUAUAUUUUUUUAAAUAAUACAGAUGGGAUGUAUUGAUUACGAAGCUGUGCUCUAAAACAAUGCCUAUUUACAUAGAGCAUACCUGCAGGAAAAUGUACAGAUUCUACGUUUAUGAAUUAACUAAGCCAUUCUUCAUUUUUG
This is a messenger RNA of Xyrauchen texanus (razorback sucker), 1172 nucleotides long. It is a transcript of the gene zdhhc12a, whose product is annotated as zinc finger DHHC-type palmitoyltransferase 12a. The record is from RefSeq and is a predicted model, not a curated record. The coding region runs from base 180 to 992 and encodes 270 amino acids. Gene Ontology annotation, molecular function: protein-cysteine S-palmitoyltransferase activity. Lineage: Eukaryota; Metazoa; Chordata; Actinopteri; Cypriniformes; Catostomidae. The transcript has 5 exons. Gene Ontology annotation, cellular component: Golgi apparatus; endoplasmic reticulum. Gene Ontology annotation, biological process: protein targeting to membrane; peptidyl-L-cysteine S-palmitoylation.